Molecule: messenger RNA, 4890 nt
Organism: Danio aesculapii
Lineage: Eukaryota; Metazoa; Chordata; Actinopteri; Cypriniformes; Danionidae
Gene: znf366
Product: zinc finger protein 366
Exons: 11
Coding region: 597-2276 (559 amino acids)
Biological process (GO): regulation of transcription by RNA polymerase II
Cellular component (GO): nucleus
Molecular function (GO): RNA polymerase II cis-regulatory region sequence-specific DNA binding; DNA-binding transcription activator activity, RNA polymerase II-specific
Source: RefSeq, a predicted model, not a curated record
AACAGAUGAUCCAGCAUAGAAAUCCACCUUCUGACACUUUUACACAUCAUCAACUAGAAGUCAAGUUAUUUGCUGCUCUUACAACUGAGAUCCAGCACAAGACUUUUGUCAGAAUCUCUCCCAGUUCAGUGCUGGAUUCAGCUGAAAACUCCUCAAAUGGGCAAUUUCAACCAUUGUGAGACACAACCUCCAAUCAACAUGGAGAAUGGCUCUCUCUCACGAGUUAACGCUCCUGCUGCGCGUGCCCGUGGUUAGUUUCAAAACAAUGCACACCUCAGAGUGUUCAAAAUUCGGGAGGGUGCACUGCUUUCAAGCCAACCAGCACUAUUUUGCAGUCCAUGACGGCAUCCAAUUGGUACAGCAAAAUGAAUCCCUCAACAUCUGGCAACAUUCGAUGACAGCAACUCCGAUGUGGAGUUUGAACCUUCCCACUAAGGUACUCAUCUGAAAAAUGAGAACAAAGUGAUUGUUCCUGUUCUCUUUCUUAAGUCACUUCAAAUGCAGAGUGUGAAGCUGGAGGCGCGUAGAGAGAGGAGAGACGAGCAGGAGACGACAGGUGAUGGAGCUGAUAAUCUGAUGAUCCAGAAAUCGUGAGCAUGGACUCGUCGGAGAGCAAGCGUUCAGAAGACGCGAGCAGCAGAAGUGUUGAUCUGUCUCUUCUUCCUCCUCAUCGUCCUGUAUUUCCUCAUCCUCACCGAUUCACGCCAGAAAUGAUCGACCUCAGCCGGCUGCGUCUGCACCGUGUGCUCCACACUGUCAAAAAUGGACGGGAUUUCAAUGUGCAGGUGAAGCAGGAGCUGCCGCUGUGGCCUCCGUCUCCACUCCUCAUCCGCUCUCCGGCUCCAUACUUCCCUCCAUUCCACCCCAGCCUCGUCCCGUUCCCGUUCCUGCUUCCCGGCUCCGUCCCAAAUCUCUCCCCGAACCCUUUUUACCCCAGCGAGCCUCUCCGUGUGCACCGCAGGCCUCCGGACGGACCCGAGAAGCUGAACGUGCAUGUAGACGACAGCUACUAUGUGGAUGUCGGAGGAGAUCAGAAACGCUGGAAGUGUCGAAUGUGCGAGAAAUCCUACACCUCCAAAUACAACCUGAUCACGCAUAUAUUGGGCCACAGCGGGAUUAAACCGCACGCAUGCAGUCUGUGUGGGAAACUGUUCAAGCAGCUGAGCCACCUGCACACACACAUGCUCACACACCAGGGAACCAGACCGCAUAAGUGCCAGGUGUGCCACAAGGCCUUCACGCAGACCAGUCACCUGAAGAGGCACAUGAUGCAGCACAGCGACGUGAAGCCGUACAGCUGCAGUGUGUGCGGACGGGGGUUCGCGUAUCCCAGCGAGCUGCGAGCGCACGAGCUCAAACACGAGCGCGGACAGGAGAACGUGUGUGUGGAGUGCGGACUGGACUUCCCCACGCUGGCUCAGCUGAAGCGGCACCUGACAGCGCACCGCGGGCCCGUGCAGUACGCCUGCAGCGAGUGCGGGAAGAGCUUCCAGUACCCGAGUCAGCUGCAGAAUCACAUGAUGAAGCAUAAAGACAUCCGGCCGUUCAUCUGCAGCGAGUGCGGGAUGGAGUUUGUGCAGUCGCACCAUCUCAAACAACACACACUGACACACAAGGGAGUAAAGGAGCACAAGUGUCGUAUCUGUGGCCGUGAGUUCACACUGCUGGCCAACAUGAAGCGCCACGUUCUGAUACACACCAACAUCCGAGCGUAUCAGUGUGAGCUGUGCUACAAGAGCUUCGUGCAGAAACAGACACUCAAGGCUCACAUGAUCGUCCACUCCGACAUCAAACCCUACAAAUGCAAGCUGUGUGGAAAGGAGUUUAACAGAAUGCAUAAUCUGAUGGGCCACAUGCACUUGCAUUCUGACAGCAAACCCUUCAAAUGCCUUUACUGCGCCAGCAAGUUCACGCUGAAGGGGAACCUGACGCGCCACAUGAAGAUCAAGCACGGCAUCAUGGACCAGGGCCUGGACGCUCGUGUGUUCAGACGCCGGGGUCGGUUGUGUCUCUCAGGCCCCCUGCGGAUCCUGUCCCGCAUCGGUCAGGACGAACCCUUCGAUCUGUCCCAGAAAAACCCACUGCGUCUUUCCCAAUCUGACGGCGAGAGCGUCCGCGGCGGCAGCUCCAGUCGAGAGGAGGACGAGGACAGCGUCUACAGAAUGAGCCAAUACAGUCCUGACAGAGAAAACCCUGCGGAGGCCCGAGACCAGGAGGACGAAAAGAAGAAAACACACCUCGCACAGAUACACAGCGACAAGGAGGACGAUUUCUGAGCUGGAUCACUUUGAGUUUUUGUCUUGCUUCUUGUCCAAAUAUCAAAAUAUUCUUAAACCAGGAAGCAUUUUCUAGACCAGUAAAAAUAUCAGACGACACUUUACUUUAAGAAACAAUUCACACCAUUUAUUUCUAGUUUAUAUCCUGCCUAUUAUUAAGAUAUUAACCGUUUAUUAGCACUUAUAAAGUAUGAUCUUAUUCUAAAUCCUUAAGACGGCACUGUAAAACCCAAUAAGUUAAGGUAACUCAAACCAUUUGAGGAAACUGAUUGCUACAAACCAUUUGAGUUAAAAAACUAAUCUAUAUGAGUACUGUGAACUUACACCAUUUAAGUUGAAGUAAUGAGGUAUUUAUUUAACUAACGGUGGCGCAGUGGGUAGCACGUUCACCUCACAGCAAGAAGGUCGCUGGUUUGAGCCUCGGCUGGGUCAGUUGGCAUUUCUGUGUGGAGUUUGCAUGUUCUCCCCGUGUUCGCAUGGGUUUCCUCCGGGUGCUCUGGUUUCCCCCUGGGCUAUAGGGGAAUUGGGUAGGCUAAAUUGUCCGUAGUGUAUGUGUGUGAAUGAGUGUGUAUGGAUGUUUCCCAGUGAUGUGUUGCAGCAGGGCAUCCUCUGCGUAAAACAUAUGCUGGAUAAGUUGGCGGUUCAUUCCACUGUGGUGACCCCUGAUUAAUAAAGGGACUAAGCUGAAAAGAAAAUCAAUGAAUGAAUUACCUUCAACACUAAGUUUAAAACCCUUUUCAAAUUAGUAAAAUUAACCAUCAGUAAAUUUUGAGUUAACUACACUCAUUUCAUUUGAUAAAGUUGACUGUUGGGUUUUACAGUGUACCCAAUGCCAAAACCCAAACUGCAAAAAAUGAUUUUGGGUAACAUUUUACAAUAAGGGUGUAUUAGUUAAUGUUAGUUAAUGACGCUGACGCGCACCUCUUGAAAAAUGUAACUACACGUCGCAACAACGCAUAGCGCAGGCUCUGUGAUUGGUCAGCUUGGUAGCUGAGACGAAUGUGGGUGGUGCUGAGAGCCGCGAGCUUGAUGGAGAGAGUGUAGAGUCCCGUGAAUGAGCUCCAGAUGGAAACUUUUGUUUUGUGUUUAAAGUUGCUGCACGUCCUCCGGGUCCCACCUCUGAAUGAGUGAGUUUUAGCUACUUGUACAUUAAGGUAGCGUUCAGAAAAAACAAAACACCCGCGAAGAAACUCGACACAGAGGAACAUAACAUAACCUACUGCCAACUAGUGUUUCUUAAGUGUCAUUGCAGAGCAACACAAACAGCACACAGAAGUAUAAAUACACGACUACACGCAAGGCAGGCGCUGUGGGUCACAGCAAUCACUCGACAAAACGCUGCCCGUAUUAUCACAAAACCCCCCUCUAUCUGCCACAUCACAACCAUUCUACAGCAGCUUCACUGGCUUCCCAUCUUUGUCAGAAUGAAUUAUAAAAUACUUCUUCUCACUUUUAAAGCCAUCCACAAUCUUGCUCCUCCAUACCUUGCUGAUCUUGUUCAUAUCACCACACCUUCUCGAACACUCAGGUCUUCUUCUUCCAUUCACCUCACUGUUCCCUCUGUCCACCUUGUCACCAUGGGGAACAGAGCCUUCAGCCACUCUGCUCCUCAGCUUUGGAAUUCACUUCCUCCUGAUCUCCGUAAUUUAGACUCGCUUUCACAAUUUAAAUCCAAACUCAAAACACAUCUGUUUAGAACAGCUUAUUCUCUUUAACCCGACUACAGAAGUAUAAACCAGCCUUUAGCUUGAUGAUAAAGCUCCAAAAUAAAAGCCAUUAUGCAAAACCCCUAUACAAUUUAAAAUGACUACAACUGAGUUAGUUCAUCUGAUAUAUAUAUACACAAGGGUGUAGCGGACAUUUUAAAAGUGGGGGGGGAUGUUCAUAUAAUUAUUAAUCACCUGUUUAUAAAUAGUCUGUCUAUAAAAGUGAGGGGGAAAUAUCCCCCCCAGUUGCUACGACCCUGUGUAUAUAUAUUUAUAUAUACACACACAAUGAGAAAGGCUUGAGGGUGAGUAAAUUAUGGGGUCAUUUAAUUAUUUUUCAUUUGGUUUUUACUUUAUUAUUUUUGAAAAUAAUAAAAAAAUUAAAAUAAAAAAUAGAUUUUUUUAGUUUACAGAAAUCUAGAAAAUGCUUCUUGGUUUAAAAAUGUUUUGAUAUUGGACCAUAAAAAAAGACAAAAACUAAGCCCGAAAACAUUUGAGAUUUUUUGUGGUGAAACUGACUGUGAACAAUGUACAGAAUUACUCAACAAUAUCUUCUUGAUUUUCAGAAGUGUAGCAGGUUAUUAUUUCAUGGUGUUCAAUGAGAUUAAUAUAAUUAAACUGAUAUGUUUCUGACUCUUCAUGCUAAUUACCUUCAGUGGAGGUUUAAUCGCUCUAAAAUGUUCUGACUUCGAUAAUUUAAUGAUUAUGGAGUACUGACAGCUUCCUGAUUUUAUAUUUUUGCUUUGUGUAAACAGAUUAUUUGUACAUAAAUUAAAUGAUUAUUUAGCUGUGAAUCAAAUGCUGUUUGAGUGCUGAUCAAUAUUUAUGUACAAUAAAUUCCUUGACAGAUUAAUCUGUAUUGAUUUUUAAAUAGAUUGAGCAUAGAGAUAUAUAAUGCAUUAAGCAAU